AUGCCAAAUAAAAAUGCGAAGCAGCUCGUGAAGGAUUUGCAGGCCUUUAAGGGGGCCAUAGAGAGUGCCCAUCGGUUGCUCACCUGGGAGAAAAAUUACUAUCCCGGGCUGCUGUUUGUCGGCAUAAGUCUCAUCUAUGCCACGUUUUGGUACUUGGACCUGUCGGUCAUCACGAUGUUGUUUCUAUUGGUAUUCGCGGUAAAUAUGCUCAACCAUUUGUUACCAACAAUUUCACGCUGGCUGGGAAAUGCCCUCGACUGGGAUGAGCUGCACGACGUGAGAUUUGAACAUGUUUGCGAACAGAUCUACAGCUUCAAGGAGUACUGGUCCGCAUGGGUCCAGUAUCUGUCCAAGGAUCGCACGUCGGCAGGACUCGUGACUAUGAUCAGUCUUAUCCUGCUGGCCUUUGCCUGGAUCGGCGCCAACGUUGACAAUUGUCUGCUUAUGUACUUGGCCACUUUGCUCAUUGCCAUUUGGGCUGGCCUGAAGUACAAUCUGAACGACGGCGGCUACAAAUCGAAACUAAAAACCCUCUAA
Molecule: messenger RNA, 537 nt
Organism: Drosophila subobscura
Lineage: Eukaryota; Metazoa; Arthropoda; Insecta; Diptera; Drosophilidae
Product: ARL-6-interacting protein 1 homolog
Exons: 1
Coding region: 1-537 (178 amino acids)
Source: RefSeq, a predicted model, not a curated record